AUGAACUGCGAUAUCUGCGGCCGUCACUACCAUGCCCAGCGUCUGCCUUUUCUCUGUCCUAUCGAUGCCCGAAACCAGUUGUAUGAGCACCGGCUGGCGCAUGCGGCUGCGCUGAUCCAGAAUGAGCAGCUGGAGCAGCAGGUGAAUGGCGAGCUGCUUCUGUCGUCGGCCGCGGACGCAGAGGAUGAGAAGCCGCCGGCGAAGAGACAGCAGCAGCUGAAGCGGCAGCCGAAGCAGCGCGAUGCGCUUUCGGCCAAGAGCCGGCUCGACGCCUGGGAAUGCGAGCGGCAGGAAAUCCUCGAGCGCACCAACGACGUGGUGCAGCGCGCUGAGAAGCUGCGUGCCGACCUCGAGGCCGCCCGCAGCGAGCUCGAGCGCCGCAAAGACACCAACCGGCGGCGGCGCUCCGAUCUUGCGGCAGCUUCCAACGGCACGGCCACCCGGCGGUCGCGCAUGCAGGACGAAGUCGAGCGCUCAAUCUCCAUGACCCGGUUCAAGUGGAACCGUAGCUAUGACGCUAUGGCUGCUACCCGCGGCUUCCUAUGCAUGGAGGCUGCCAAGCUAUACGGCCUUCGCCGGCUGAAGCGAGGCAGCACAGUUCACUACGAGAUUGGCGGCCGCGAGAUUGUCAAUCCCUACUCUAUGAGCAACUUGCAGCCAGAAGUGAUCUCCACGAGCCUCGGCCACGUCACACAUAUUCUGAUGCUAGCUUGCCAUUACCUGUCUAUCCGGCUGCCGGCCGAAGUCACGCUCCCUCAUCGGGACUAUCCUCGACCGACCAUCUUUUCUCUCUCCUCAUCAUACUCACACGGUGACGUGCCGUUUCCCGGCACCGCCACCUUUCAGCCGUCACACGCCGCCGGCCGAGACCACGAGCCGUUCCAGCGAGUGCCGCGUGCGCGGCCGCUCUACAUUGACAAGCAGCUGCCUGUCCUCUCCAAAGAGGACAGUUGGUCACACACCAUGUUUCUGGAGGGCGUCGCCCUGCUCGCAUACGAUAUUGCGUGGGCCUGUGGAUCCCAGGGCGUGCCCAUUGGCGAAAGGUCGUCGUUUGACGACGUCUUCAAUAUCGGCCGCAACCUGUACAAUCUGCUAAUUGGCAGCCAGCUGCUCAACAACCCGGCCGGCCGCAUCUUUUCCACGUCUUCCACGCCGGCGUCUCCUGGGGGGACUAUGCGCCAGACCGAUGGCGGCGUUGGAGGCGGCCGAGAAAUAAACGAGUUUGGUAAGGCUGCCACAAUGAUGGGACGUUACUCUCACGGAACGGCUCACACUUUCCUUGGUGACGACGUCAUUCGGGCCUUCAAGCUCCCGAGUCCAAACCGUCUCGCCGACCGCCUGAAGACCAGGCUGAGCAGCGAGAGUACGCUUCCUGACUGGGAAGUUCUCGACGACGAGUCUUGGGCUGCAGACGAUCACAACAACAUGGAGGACGGUGUCUUGUCCAAGGGCGGUCAGCAAAACGGUGGCAGCCGUGCUCCCGACAGGAGGCUAUUUGGCGUGGAGAGCGUGGCGUCGGUAAUUACAGAUCUCGAGGACACCCUGGCGCUGGCCGAAAUGGACGUGAGCCCUAGGAGCCGACGGCCGGAGAAGGUCAGGUCUGCCGGGACGAGUGGGUGGACGAAGUUGCGAACUCGCUCAGGUUCCACCAAGUAG
Grosmannia clavigera kw1407 is the source of this 1656-nucleotide messenger RNA. RefSeq lists its product as uncharacterized. Lineage: Eukaryota; Fungi; Ascomycota; Sordariomycetes; Ophiostomatales; Ophiostomataceae. Bases 1 to 1656 code for a protein of 551 amino acids. Gene Ontology annotation, biological process: SNARE complex assembly. Gene Ontology annotation, cellular component: lytic vacuole; endosome. Gene Ontology annotation, molecular function: SNARE binding. The transcript has 2 exons. The record is from RefSeq and is a predicted model, not a curated record.